CGACUUGUCGAUUCGCUGUACUUUGUUUUACCCAGGUACGCUAACCUGAUCGAUGUAGUUCGAAUGACAUAUCGCGAGGAGGGCUUGCGUUCCCUUUAUCGUGGCUUUACCCCGGCCCUUGCUGGAAUUCUUCCAUACUCGGGCAUUGCAUUUUACACCUUCGAGACUCUCAAGGAGUGGCGAAUCAGAAAGAGAAUCAUGCCCGAUGGUCAGCCCCCGAAGAAGUUGAGGCCUGUAGAGAACCUGUUUUGUGGAGCUCUUGCUGGUGUUCUGGGACAGACCGCUUCCUACCCACUGGACAUUGUCCGGCGACGAAUGCAAACGGCAGGCGUUACUGGCCAUCCAGAGUACACCCAAAGUAUCCUGAGCACGAUGAAAAUAGUCUAUCAGCAUGAGGGUUUAUUCCGUGGACUUUAUAAAGGCGUAACGAUGAAUUGGAUAAAGGGUCCAAUAGCGGCUGGCGUCAGUUUCACGACCUUCCACCAGCUGCAGCACCUCUACUCCCUGUGGCAGAAUCUCGAGGAACGGCCCACCACUUGA
Molecule: messenger RNA, 540 nt
Organism: Mesocestoides corti
Lineage: Eukaryota; Metazoa; Platyhelminthes; Cestoda; Cyclophyllidea; Mesocestoididae
Source: the annotation of a GenBank genome assembly